Messenger RNA from Racocetra persica, 621 nucleotides. Lineage: Eukaryota; Fungi; Glomeromycota; Glomeromycetes; Diversisporales; Gigasporaceae. The record is from the annotation of a GenBank genome assembly.
AUGCCUUUAAUUAUUAUUUGUGGAAUUCCCUCAAGCGGGAAGACCACUCGUGCAAAGCAAAUAACGCAGUACUUUCUUGAUAAGUUCUCUAGUCAAGAAAAAACUGGAACUGUACACUUAAUCAACGAUGAAUCCUUAGGAAUUACAAAAGAUAGUUAUAAAGGUAUUUGGACAAUUCCUUCAGGAAUUAUUACCGUAUUACUAUUACCAUGUAAAGAUACACGUGUUGAAGAAAAAAAAUCUCGUGCAUCGUUAAUAUCAGCUGUUGAACGUCUGGUUUCUAAAGAGGAUUUAGUAAUUGCCGAUGGAAUGAAUUAUAUUAAAGGGUAUCGAUAUCAAUUGUAUUGUAUUGCACGAGCUGUUGGUACUCCACAUUGUGUGGUAUAUUGUGGAACGCCGAUCGAGAUUGCUAGAGAAUGGAACUCUAGUCGAGGUGAAGAAGGUUAUGAUGCAACAAUAUUUGAUGAGCUGGUUAGUAGAUUUGAAGAACCAGAUGAUCGUAAUCGUUGGGAUUCUCCACUUUUCACGGUUCUGUAUGAUGAUCCUGCACCUUCAUAUGAUGGAAUAUGGGAUGCUAUUAUUGUCAAGAAAGCAAAACCGCCUAAUUUAUCUACUGUAGUG